This is a messenger RNA of Ooceraea biroi (clonal raider ant), 1431 nucleotides long. Its product is annotated as palmitoyltransferase ZDHHC3. Gene Ontology annotation, molecular function: protein-cysteine S-palmitoyltransferase activity. Gene Ontology annotation, biological process: protein targeting to membrane; peptidyl-L-cysteine S-palmitoylation. The record is from RefSeq and is a predicted model, not a curated record. Gene Ontology annotation, cellular component: endoplasmic reticulum; Golgi apparatus. NCBI's taxonomy places the organism in Eukaryota, Metazoa, Arthropoda, Insecta, Hymenoptera, Formicidae.
UUUUUUAGUAGCACAGCCUAUCUGCUGAGCGAUUACAGUGGUAGGUGCAGAAGACAGAAGAGGGGUGCAGCUCCCUUCAAAAUACGCGGCAGAGAUUUAUUCGGUCUUUUCGACCUUGACGUAUUAACGUUUGACAACCACUAUCUGAUAGCCAAUCAGAGUGGAGAAUCCCUAGGAACAUUACUGAUCUCACUAGGCGCACACUGCACGCGUCACACAUUCGCACGUGUUAGAUUUUUGCGGGGCAAUCGUAGAGUAGAAAAUAACGGUUAGGAUAAGCCGGAGAUCCUCGGCGAUAAUUCGUUAUUUCAAAAGGAGAAACCUGACAGAAAUUUGAUAAAGUGCACGCGUGACGGCAUAACAAUCGGACCUAGCGUGUGUCUUGUGCGAGUUAUUUGUAUAUCGUGAUGUCUCGCAUGUCCAAGGAACAGCUAAAGAACCUCAUGAAGUUCUGGUUGAUGAUCUACACGAAAAUUGUGCCGCGUGCGAUCCUGCUCUACGCCGUGAUUAUCAUUGCGCUAACGAUCUACCUGAAUGGCAAGGUCUCCCCGGUCUUCGUCUUCCUCUGCGUGGAGAUGUCACUGAAUUGGUAUUGCGUGUACCGCAUCAGCCACAAGUCGAGCCCGCUCAGAGGUAACAGUAAGAAAUGGGACUUGAAGUCGAUUGUCAUCAAGCCGAUGGGAGACAGCACGGCCUACAAGUAUUGGUACUGCAAAAAGUGUCAGCUGUACAUGCGCAAGCCGACGCAGCACUGUGUCUUCUGCAAAAAGUGCUACCAUUUUAGGGAGCAGCACUGCUUUCUGUUAGGUGCUUGCGUGUUGCGCCAGAAUAUGGGCAACUUCAUACUGCUUUGCUUCUACGCCUCAUUGGCGAGCGUGUACACUAUGCUGGUGAUGGGAUGGUGCGUAGUAGAGAGCCUUGAUCAGAUGAUAAAGAACGCAGAUAACAUUAACUUGUUUGAGAACUUUUGCUUCCCGAUCACUCUCAUCAAACUGUUGUCUAAGAAUCUCUCGUGUAUAUUUAUAUUUAUAUUAUUCAAUCUGCAAAUAGUAAUGCAAUCAUUGUCAAUGGGUUAUGGCUUUUGGAAGCUGUAUACUUGCCUGACCGGCAAGCAAUGUUACGGACACUUAACGGGAAAGCAGGAUCUAAAGGACAUUUUUGGAAGUUAUAGUCUAAUGAAUGUUCUCUUCCCGUACAACGGCCUUGUAGGCAAGAGAAGUGUCAACGACGGCAGACAGCAUCAACUCAAGGAAGUGUAAAGUGAGAGAGUUCAGAGAGAAUGAAAGCCAACGUCAACUCCAACAAUACGUGUUGUCAUAUGUUCCUAUAUAUUCUUACGUUAUAAUAAAUACAAUAAUAUGUACAACACAUUUACGCAUUCAUACACACGGUAGAACACAGACUGAGUGUCUCUAGCAUAUUAAUGGAUAU